Messenger RNA from Chaetomium fimeti, 822 nucleotides. RefSeq lists its product as uncharacterized. Lineage: Eukaryota; Fungi; Ascomycota; Sordariomycetes; Sordariales; Chaetomiaceae. The transcript is spliced from 3 exons. The record is from RefSeq and is a predicted model, not a curated record. Bases 416 to 721 code for a protein of 101 amino acids.
GCUCGGUGACGUUAUGACCCGGCGUUGAGUUGUGAUUCGUGCUCAUCACUCGUGUUUCCGCGCUCCCAAUCCAUCACCACAUGAAUCACACAUUCUUGACCCCGAGGGUCACGGAGCAUAUGUGACCAGAACCAAAUUUAACCAAUCUUUACAUCAUCGUGUCUUCCGAUCUUUGAUACUAUUCUCGCGGCUUUAGGAAUAGCUCAGCACGCAUUGUGUAACUCGAAGUCUGCAUUGACGCCCGCGCUCUAACAUUGCGCGAAUAAUCAUUCGGCACGUGGAGGGAUGCAGGACAUACGCAACCAUCACGAAAAGAGGGGUUCGUAUCUUGGGUCAGUAUGUUUCCACAAACACAAUCUCGCGUCGAACCCUCAAGUGAUACUCAUCGACUCGUUAUACCCAGUCGGUUUGCGAAAUGGAGCAACCGCGAUCGACGGUGGCGUUUGAAGUGAGGAACCAGCAAGGGAUUCAACUAGGGGUGAACAACGGUUCAAUUACUUUCAAUACGGUCUCGCCCGAAGCCACCCCUUCGGCCACUCCACGGCCAGACAACAAUUGGUUUCUCAUCCCGUACGCGGAGAACAAAGACUUUGUUGGCCGGACAGAACUCCUCCGCAAUUUGCAGGAGCUUCUAUUCAAACCCAACUCACCGAGGCGGGUCGCGCUCUUCGGUCUUGGUGGCAUCGGAAAAACGCAAAUAGCCAUCCAAUAUGCAUACUAGGUUCAGCACGAACUCGGCGAUGUAUCAGUCUUCUGGGUCCACGCAACCAGCGCCGAGCGGUUUCACCAUGCCUACGGUGAGAUUGCGCAAGAAUGUCAGAU